UCUGUGCGAGGAGGAAAAUCAGCUGAAGGAAGAAAAAAACCCCUGCUGGCUAGUUCAAGCCAUGGCUGCGGAGAUUCAUUCGAGGCCCCAGACCGCCAGGCCGGUUCUUCUGAACAAGAUCGAAGGCCACUCGGACUCUGUCACUGCGGCUGUUCUGAUACCAAAAGAAGACGGAGUGAUCACUAUCAGCGAGGACAGAACGAUCCGGGUUUGGCUGAAGAGAGACAGCGGUCAGUACUGGCCAAGUAUCUACCACACAGUCUCCUCACCAUGCUCUUGUAUGUCGUACCACCAUGACAGCAGACGCAUCUUCAUUGGCCAGGACAAUGGAGCCGUUGUGGAGUUUCUUAUCUCUGAAGAUUUCAACAAGAUGAAUCAUGUCAAGACGUAUCCAGCUCAUCAGAACCGUGUGUCAGAUAUGGUGUUUUCUCUGGAGAAUGAGUGGGUGGUGAGUACUGGCCAUGACAAGAGUGUCAGCUGGAUGUGCACCCAGAGUGGCAGCAUGCUGGGUAGACAUUACUUCAGUUCCUGGGCCUCCUGCCUACAAUAUGACCAUGAGACACAACAUGCUUUUGUUGGUGAUUACUCGGGGCAGAUCACACUACUAAAACUGGAGAGGCAGACCUACUCUACCAUCACUACUCUGAAAGGUCAUGAAGGCAGUAUAGGGUGUCUGUGGUGGGACCCUGUUCAGAGACUGUUGUUCUCAGGGGCGUCAGAUCAUAGUGUCAUUAUGUGGGACAUUGGGGGCCGCAAGGGACGAACGUUACUGCUGCAAGGACACCAUGAGCGUGUUCAGGCGCUGCGUUACCUUCAGCUGACCAGACAGCUGGUGACGUGCUCGGUCGAUGGUGGCAUUGCAGUGUGGAACAUGGACACGCCCAGAGAAGAGUCGCCAGAGUGGUUAGACAGUGACUCAUGCCAGAAGUGUGAGCAGCCUUUCUUCUGGAACAUCAAGCAGAUGUGGGACAAUAAAACCCUCGGUCUCCGACAGCACCACUGCAGGAAGUGCGGGAAAGCGGUUUGUGGAAAAUGUAGUUCUAAACGUUCCACCUUCCCACUCAUGGGCUUUGAAUUCCCAGUGAGAGUGUGUGAUGACUGCUUUGACACUAUCAAAGAAGAAGAUCGGACGCCGUUGGCCACAUUCCAUGAGGGGAAACACAAUAUUGCUCACAUGGACAUGGAUCCAUCCAGAGGGCUGAUGGUCACGUGUGGCAGUGAUCGCAUUGUUAAGAUCUGGGAUAUGACACAGGUUGUUGGCUGCAGCUUAGCAACAGGCUUCUCAGUGCGCUGAUUGGCUUAACCUACGACAGGGUCCCUGUGCUCCGCCCAUGCUUCCAAUGUCAUGGAAACCCCUCUGUACCGUAUAUCUCCCAUCACAUCAGAGCGCUUCAGCGCCAACCGGACUUCCUCUUGGUGAAUGUGUGUGUGUGUGGUGUAGAUAGUGUGUAGAGCUCCACAUUCCUACUUAAAGAAAGUCUUCACUUUCACUAAACGUCAGUCUUUUGUGAUAUUUGACUGAUUUACAGUUUUUUUGCAGAACCUGAAGCACAAUGGUGUGUGUGUGUGUGUGUGCACGCACAUAUGCAUGCAUUUGAUUAAUUUCUCCUGCAGGAGGAAUGGUGUUAUUAUUAGUGUUUACAUUCUGCAUUUCUGAUACUUUUGACAAAAGUAAUUUUUUUUUUUUUUUAAACUAUCAGCGGACUGUAAUCUUAUAUUUUGGAAGUGACCUGUCAUUCCUGUAAAAUCACAUUAGCUUCUGACUUAGUGUUUUACUUUGGCCACUAAGUGCAUACUACUUAGUCACUGUAACAUUGAAAACAAUCCCAGCAUCUGUGUAUACCGUUACUACAUGUGUACAGUAUCUGAUCAAAGUGAUCAGCUUUUUCUGUCGAUCUUUUUGUCUUUUUUCAGAUUUUGUUUUUCACUAGUUGGCCUUAAAUUACUCUCAGGAGGUUUCUCAUCACUCGGCUUUAUGUUCGUCACUGUCAUGACCGUGGUGUUAUUGAUGGAGCGCGAUGGAUCCGCUCUCUGCUUACUGUUAAGUGAGACUGUUGUUGAAUCACUUUCUUCAUUGAUGCUGGUUGGAGGGAAAAACAUGAAGGGGUUCAAAAUAAUCCCACCUCCUAUUUCUCUUUAGGAGCCUCGAGUUGUGCAGAUAAAUACUGCACAUACAUCCUGACAGUGUAAUGCCUCCUGAUAAUUACUUCAGAAUUACUGAUGAAAAGUAAUUUUGUGUGGGGAAUUGGAUUUGUGUUUGUCAGUGAGGCACUUAGGUACUGAACAGAAACACUAAAGCUACCAGUAGCUCUAAGUGGUGGCGUGUUGAAGCUGUGGGUCAGUUUAAGGCUUUGUAUGUUUCUUCCCAGCCUUAAACAGUGUAAAACACAUUCAAGAUGGCUCAUUUACUCUGUGCACUUUCUUUAAAAGCUCUUCUAGCUUUCUUUCCAUCUACCCCCCAUUCCCCCUUUUCUACAUUUGGGAACAUGUGUAUUCUGGGAGUGACACCAUUUUUGUAAUAUUGCUUCUGUGCACCACUACACUGGAGUCAAAAUGAAACAAGACAGUGUUGUAGUGUCAACUUUCAGCUUUAAUUCAAGGGGUUUAACAAAAAUAGCCGAAACUAACCAUUUAAGAAUGUCGGCCACUUUUAUCUGGGUUAGGGUUAGGCUUCUCUGGCUGUAUUUGGAGAUACUUUGCAAAGUGCAACUUUUCUGUUUCACUCAUGGUUUCAUGGUGGAGUGAAAAUCCUUCUCUGUUCCACUGGACCAUGAAGCUGUAUAAGUGAUGAUGCAGCAGACAAAAGUUUUGACUGUAUACUUUCUCCAGUCACAGCUGCAGAAGCCGGUAACUCCUUCAGAGUUGUCUGACUGUCUUGUGGCUUCCCUCACUAGUUGCUUUCAUGAAUGAUCACUGUUUUGGAGAGCUUCCUACCUGAAAUACCGUACUGUUUGUAUUUCUUAAUGAUUGAUGUGAAUGAAAUUCAAGACCCGUUCAGUGACUUGGAAAUGUUCAUGUGUCCAACUCCAGACUUGACUAAAGAAAAAAUGGUUGUCAAAGUGAUACUUAAUUACUUGCAUUUAGUUUUUCCUGUAACUUAAUGGGCUCUGAAAAUUGAGUCAGUAUAUUUCAAAAAUGGCACUACAAACAGAUCUUGUCAUCCUCCCCAUCACCACCACUUCAAUUGUCAUGUUGUACCAAUUGUAAAAUUACAAAAAUUGUCACUACUCAAAUACUUAUGGACCAAAUCCUAAUUAUUUUUAAGGUGUUCUGCUUCCUCUCCUUGUCCUUGUCUCAUCACAUUCUCACCACUGCACUGAAUUGCACAGCUUAAGGUAUUGGAAAAACAGGUUUUGAAUUAAACUUUUUUUUUGUUUGUUUUUUGGUGAGAUCUUGACUGAGUAAUGACGGCUGGAUUUGAUGUAGCUCCCUUGUAAAUAACUAAUAUUAUCUUCUUAUAUUAACGCUUGCCUUAUUGUAAGUGGAGAAAAGUAAACAUUGCAAUUUUAGAUUACUGCUUGCCAAUUGUAGUCACAUUCCAGUUUGUUUAUCAUAUUGUGUAUAUUUAUAUUUGUAGCCACUUAUUUAUCACUGUAAAUCUUUCUUUUUUCUUUUGUGACCCUGUAAUGAAAACAGUCCAAUAUGGAGCACUUGCAGAUGUCAUUUUGUGAUUAACUGUGCUGACGGAUCUUGCACUAAAAUAGAGAUUUGAUCAUUUCAUCAAGUUAUUGAUCCAUAGUAAUCAUAUAAAUUAGCUGUCAUCGAUGAAUGCAGUCGAUGUCACGCCUAAACGUUAAACUGAAAAUACACAGUCACUACAGCUGAUGAUAGAUUCCCUUUGGAAGUUGAUCUGUGUUAUAGUGUAAAAGCCUCAGAAAGUACAGAAUGCACACUGACAGGUACAGAUUGUCUUCUGACUUUCACCAAGACUAAUGAAGUUCUGUAUUCAGUGGUUCCAUAAACUCUGGGAUAUAAAAGGCCUUAAAUUAUAACUACCUAAUUUUUAAAUUAUAUGAAUUUAUGCAACUGCAAAGCUUAAAGCUACAGUGUGUAGGAUUUAGUAGGGGUGUGCUAAAAUUAAUGUUUCACUUCUUGGAUGAUGAAGGCAUUAUAUCAUGAUGUUAGUAGUUAUGCAUUAUGACACCUAUAGUUUUGCACGAUGAUUGUUUGUGCAAGAGUUUAACCUGGACUAUUUUCAUAUCUGCUCCUUCAUAGUUAAAAACUGGAUGGAAAACUUCAUGAAUUAAAGAUUUAUAUAGUUUUAUAUGUUGAAAAAGUCCUUUUCUGUGUUUAACGACUUAUGUUUUAAAUAAUCCAACAGCGCAAAAAGGUAGCUGGUUCAAACAGAACUACAUUUUAACACAUUUCACAUUUCCAUGGCUUUAUAAGGAGUUGUAUCUGUAAGAAAAGUAUUGAACAGCUGUUUUGACUCAUGUGGUGCUUAGCAGAAGAGAAGAAAAAGAUUAAUGGCUGCAGAGAUACUGAUCUGAAAUUAAUGGAUUUUUUUUUUUUUUUUUUUGGCAUUAAUUUUCAUUGGUCAUUAAAAAUAAAACAAAUCCUGGCAUGACAGGGGUUCUGCAUUAUUAUAGGGUAAAAAUAAUUUAUCACGGUGUUGACUGUACCGAGGGAUCCACAUCAUGGUUCAAUAUGACACAGAUGUAUUGCCAUCCCUAGGAUUUAUUUUCAUCCAGUGGAGACGUUGCAGAUUGCAUUAUGCUGUCGCAGGUUUGUUUCCCAUCACCAUUUUGCUUCUUUGGCGACAAGGAUCCAUGUUCCGUUCCGUUUUCUUGUGAUAAACAAUAUGAACAGUACUCAUUUUUUUUUUUUUUUAAUAUGACUCACAAACUUCUUAGCCUGCACUAGUAGUGCAUUGGGGAGCAACCACCAAAUCAUCUUUUUUCCUCAGUCUUCCAUCUGUGCUUCAAAAUACAGAUGUUGGAGAAAGUAAUGUCUCUUCUGGGCUCCUGUAUGAACAUGGCAGCUUUCUUGAGGAGGCCCUCUUAUGUACACAUGGAUUCAUUCUAAGCUUAUGAAAACACAUGGAUUAAUUGUCGCAGGUAAUUAUACACUAAUAAACCGAUGGUUUUGAAUGCUAUAGUCCAUUCCUGCUAAUAAACGUGCCUAAAUUCUACACACUGUAGCUUUAAGUAAAAUGCUGUAUAAAUUGCAAGGUUGUUAAAAAUUGUGUUGGUUGUUACAAUUGUGGAAAGCUGACAUUUAGUUUAAAUUCACGCCGAAGUGGCUAAUGGAAAAAGAUUUUCUGAUUGCCAGGUGGCCACCAGGAAGAGAGUAAAGGAUUUUGUCAUGCUGUAAGUGGUUCAUUUUCUUCCGUCUCACUUCAUGAAGCAAAAAUUCAUUUUCCACAACUCUGUAGCCGCCAUCGCUAACUGAAACUUGGUUUUUGUUUGGUCUCAAUUUUAAUCUUUAACUGCUUGUUUAAAAAAGGUAAAUUGCUGUUGAAACAUGUUAAUGCAUAUCUGAAAUAACUGUAUUUUGAAAUAUUUUUGACGGUGUAUUACUGAUUUUUGUCUGAUCUGAUCCUGAUCACGCAGAAAAGAAUUGAUGCUUAAUAAACCUAUUCUCAUGCUAAU
Molecule: messenger RNA, 5591 nt
Organism: Thalassophryne amazonica
Lineage: Eukaryota; Metazoa; Chordata; Actinopteri; Batrachoidiformes; Batrachoididae
Gene: wdfy1
Product: WD repeat and FYVE domain containing 1
Exons: 12
Coding region: 62-1294 (410 amino acids)
Molecular function (GO): metal ion binding; protein binding
Source: RefSeq, a predicted model, not a curated record